GGCGCCUUCCAAACAAGAAAAACCUUAAACAGAGCAAAAAGUGAACAAUAGCUAUUAUCAGGAACAAACAGGGCAGUAGAAAAUAACAAAAUGCAGCCAACUAACCAACCAACCUGCAAAAAAAAGAAAAGCGGCCUUCCAAUUUCCUCACCCUACAGAACGGCAUGUAGACUCUUUAAAGUCAAUUAUUAAUCAAAUUCAUUCCUUAACUUCCUCCACUAGGGCUGCUGAUUAUCAGUAUAUUUCUGUCCAUGUGACCGUAGAAAGUUCAACGAAUUCGUUAAUUAAUUCACUCGCACACGGCGCCAUCACGCGUUUUCGCUCUCCCCCUUCCUCUACUUUAUAAAUACACCUCUAUAGAUCCGAAUUUCGAAAAAUCCUUUACUGUUGACGUAAGUUUGUUUCUGAUUCUGCCGAAUAUUUGCAUACGCAGGACAAUCCAAAUACUUUUCUUUCACUGGUAGAGUUAAUGGCUAAUUCUGAGUCCGAGCUCAAUGACAACAUACAUAGAGACUUCUAUAUUCCUACCUACAUACUUGCACCGGAUGCUCCGAAUAAGAGUAGGCAUAUAGCUUUACCUGAUAAUGUACCUACAUGCCCUGUGCUAGUGUUUAUUAAUUCUAAAAGCGGAGGUCAACUUGGAGGAGAACUUCUUCGUACAUUUCGCCAUCUUCUUAACAAGUAUCAGGUUUUUGAUUUGGGAGAAGAAGCUCCUGAUAGUGUUUUACGUAGUGUGUACUUGAAUAUAGAAAAGCUGAAGAGUGGUGGUGAUCAAUUUGCUGCCAAAACUGAAGAGAGAAUGAGAAUAAUUGUUGCAGGUGGAGAUGGCACAGCUGGCUGGCUUCUCGGAGUUGUAUCUGAUCUCAAACUAUCUCAGCCUCCACCAAUUGCUACAGUGCCUUUGGGAACUGGAAAUAACCUUCCAUUUGCUUUUGGCUGGGGAAAGAAGAAUCCAGGAACCGACCUUAACUCCGUCAUCUCAUUUUUGAAGCAAGUAAUGAAUGCAAAAGAAAUGAAGAUGGACAGUUGGCACAUUCUUAUGAGGAUGAGAGCACCAAAAGGUGGUUCUUGUGAUCCUAUUGCACCGCUUGAAUUGCCUCAUUCUUUGCAUGCAUUUCACCGGGUUUCUCCAUCUGAUGAACUGAAUGUGGAAGGUUUCCAUACAUUCCGUGGAGGUUUCUGGAAUUACUUCAGCAUGGGGAUGGAUGCACAAGUAUCUUAUGCAUUUCACUCAGAGCGAAAAAUGAACCCUGAGAAAUUCAAAAACCAACUUGUCAAUCAGAGUGCAUAUUUAAAGCUAGGAUGUACACAAGGAUGGUUUUUUGCCCCUCUCGUUCAUCCUUCUUCGAGGAACAUAGCUCAACUGACUAAGGUUAAGAUUAUGAAAAAGCAGGGUGAAUGGCAAGACCUUCAAAUUCCUCACAGUGUCAGGUCAAUCGUAUGCCUCAAUUUGCCUAGCUUUUCCGGUGGACUAAAUCCUUGGGGAACACCAAAUAACAACAAACGCCGAUAUAGGGACUUGACUCCCCCAUUUGUAGACGAUGGCCUUCUUGAGGUUGUCGGAUUCAGAGAUGCUUGGCACGGAUUAGUCCUUCUUGCUCCAAAAGGACAUGGGACUCGUCUUGCCCAGGCACAUAGAAUCCGAUUUGAGUUUCACAAGGGUGCAGCUGACCAUACAUUUAUGAGGAUAGAUGGGGAACCCUGGAAGCAACCCUUACCUGAAGAUGAUGACACCGUUGUGGUAGAAAUUUCUCACCUUGGCCAGGUAAAGAUGCUUGCUACUCGUGAUUGCAGAGCCAAAAGUAUACACGAUCCCUCAAGUCAUAUCAAUCAUGAAGCUGACGAUGUUGAAAGUGAUGAUGAAAACUCGGUCGAUGAAGGAAGGAGGAAAUUUGGGGCAGCAGAUACUUUCAAAAUUCCAGAUGAGGUCGAUGUUUCUCGUCUCAGUUAGUUUCAUAAUUCCUCUUUGUUUACAGCUAGCUCUAUAUUCCAUUUGCUGUAUAGGAGACAAGGAUGCAUUCCUUUUUGCUGUAUAGGAGACAAGGAUGCAUUCCUUUUGCUGUAUAGGAGACAAAAAGAUGCGCCAUGUCGGAUUUUAAAAGACUAUUUUAGAGGUUUUUGGUAGAAAACCAAUUGUUUGUGGUGUAAAGGAGCAACUUUAACGACUUUUAGUGUAUGAUUAAGGAGUCGCUUGAAAUGAUCCAUCUAGCAUGCCAAUUUCUUUAA
This is a messenger RNA of Nicotiana attenuata, 2226 nucleotides long. RefSeq names its product diacylglycerol kinase 5-like. The transcript has 13 exons. Bases 470 to 1951 code for a protein of 493 amino acids. The record is from RefSeq and is a predicted model, not a curated record. Gene Ontology annotation, molecular function: ATP-dependent diacylglycerol kinase activity. NCBI's taxonomy places the organism in Eukaryota, Viridiplantae, Streptophyta, Magnoliopsida, Solanales, Solanaceae.